GAACAAUUCUAAAAGUGCUAGAGUGAUUGCGGUGUGUCUUAUUCAUUUGUUUUAAAAUUCCGGCAUGUUUCUGAAAAAGGAUGAUGCCAUUUUAAUACGCCCGUUUGCCGAAUGCCCGGGCAGAUGAGUCUCAAAACAAACAUUGAGUCUGCAUCGAAACUGUAAAGACCGUGGUCGUUGCUUACUCGUUUGCCUCUGCACCACACAGCGGGAGCCCCAGCCCGUCGAGUAUCGCCCGCUGAGAUUUUCCUUGGCCUUCCGCCAUUUGAAGAGCUAGAAAAUAGCUUACCGAUUACGCCAUCGUUCCGUUCGUGGACAGUCAAUAGUCAAAGCAGUUAAUGAACGCACUUUGAACUGAAAUCCUGCGAUUUCUCAUCCCAGUGGACGCCAUCUUUCGUUCGUCUCCUUUCUUCAUGGCCCAAAUCGAAAAGACUAUCGACAACCGGAAUGAUCCUGUAGAUUCAUCGGUACAUAGUUCCCGAAGAGUUCGUCCGUUUCGUAGCCAUCACCUGUACGAUAGUUUGAGCGAAAUACGCGAGUCUUCAAUGGCGACAGAAGACUGGGCUGCAAUGGAGGACGAAGAGUUCCUGGGGGAGUACAUGGACACCUCAUCUAUUGAAGUGGAUCAGAUAGACAAUAGCCAUUUGCCCAAUGCCAUUUAUUCGAACGAUGAGACGACAACAAGUCCAGUCAAUCAAAAAUGGUCCAAUCAUCAAGCCGACCUCGUUUCUAGCCAGAGCACCAGCACUGAAGGCGAAUGUCGUCAAAAGAAAGUCAAUAAAAUGAAGUUGCUGGUACGGAGUCAUGCCUUACGUGAAGCUGCAUCCCCGCCUCCAGAUUCGCCUUCACCUCACUUUAAUGCUACAAACAAUGGCUCAUCUCCUGACGAACAGCAACAUAAUCAGCAGGCAUCUCUGGUCAUCACGGUCGUCGAGAGUAACGACGAGACUUCUUCAAAUCACCAACAAGAAAUUGCACCUAAUCGACUUCGUCCUCGAGUCCAGGUGGGGAGUUCGCAGUGCAGCGUUGAUAGCACGAGCUCGUUUGUUUCGUUUUCACUAUCACGUGAUUCUAGCACGGAAUUAACUAACGGGAACGAUGUCUACCUUACCGUCGGUUCUCAUUUGUACACGGACAAUACGGGCGUUGACUUGCAGCACUUUAUUGUUGAAACAUUACACCGCAAUUACAAAGAUAGGAUGACGCUAUUACGUAUCGAACAGGACAUGAUCGCACUCGUUCGCGAUGCCAAGCGCACCUGUCACCGGUUCCCCGCCAUGUCCUCCUAUCACCGCAUGCUCGUCCACCGGGUCGCCGCUUAUUUCGGCAUGGAACACAACGUCGACCAGUCUGGUAACUGCGUCGUAGUGAGCAAAUCACGUCAUACGCGGUUGCCGGAGGUUGCAUUCAAAGAGUACGUGCGCGAUGAUAUCGUUUUACCCGAGGAGCCCAACAGAAAACUGAAUCCCAAAAGAGAAACGGUUUCGUUCGAAGAGCCGCACAGUGGUAGUAGCAACAAGUUUACCCGUUCACCGGAAAACAGAAGUAAGAGCCUAGAAGAACGUGAUGUGGGCAUGGAGAGUAGACCAAAGAACCGUGCCUUUCAACCUCAAGUGACGUUGGUCCCAGAAGGAACUUGUGCUGAAGGAUCGCCACCGGUUGCAAUGGGAGCUAGGAGGAAGGAAAAUGUUUCGGAAUCGGUAUCCACAUAUGUCACUCCUACAACUUCACGCACAAAUAGCGAAGAGAUUCAAACACUUCGAUGGCCCAAGCGGUUAACCCAGGGAACACUCCGCACCAACCGCAUUCCUAAGGUGGAGUCAUUUGAUAGCCGCGAUCUUCUCGGCAGUUACGGCAACACUUUACGUCCUACCGUCGCUAAAUCUUACAGUUUUGGUGGAUAUACGGCAACCUGUGCAUCAGAGGCUAACGGGGCAGCCAUACGAGCAGACGAAAACGUGGUCAGUCCGUCUGUUCAUCAACAACCCAUUCUCAACCAUCACAGCGGUCAUAACUAUGGCUCUCGGUUUUUAUCGAAACAAGUACGUUCAAGCGAGGAUUCAAAUGCAAGUUCGAUCAGUAUUUCACGCUCCAGUCCUACAAGCUCCGGAUACAAGUCCCAACAUUCAGCAGCUCCUUCUCCUACUCCUGUCGCCAAUAGCCGGAUGAUUCCGCUCCGAACACAGACGACAUCAUGUAACAGUAGUAUGGAAUCUCAAUGUGCUGCUGGUUGCCAAGAAUGGAAUCAACCUGGUGCAAAUGCAGGCAAUUCCAGUUCAGGAGCUGUAACCGCUGCUACUGAAACCGUGUCUAGUAACACCUCCACUAGUAAUACAACUCUGCUGUGGGCAGUGACCAGUUUGGAUGAUGUGCCAGCUGGUAGCAUUCUCAUCAAUCCACAAACUGGACAGCCUUUUUAUAAUUCUGAUGGCUCUGCAUACAGAUACAACCCACACUUGCCACUACCGUUCCAGGUUGAAGUGAAUGUUGCUGAUAAUCCAAACAGUGAAAUAACUGGAGAAAUCCAACAGCCAGAGCCUUACGAAUCUUAUGAUAGACCUGAAGUGAAAACAGAAAGCGGGGAGAGCACAGCAAUGACAUCUGUUCCUGUGUAUUCGAGUUGGCCACAACACUGUUAUGAGACUCCUAUAUCACCAACUUUGACUGCUUCGUAUAUUAACCAGCCACAGGCGUAUUUUGCUCCAGAGUUUACCUCGUUUCACUCUACAAACGGAGCGACUGCAGCACCCGAUCCUCAACCAAAUGGCUACUUCGUUGCCCCUACAGUUACUUCUUCGGCUUCUUUCGAUGACCAAAUGAAAGGGAAUUGUGUUGCUGUUCCAGUUGCCCAUGGACAUGGCUAUGUACUCUAUCAAGCCUGUUUAGGCCCUUCAGGUGACAAUGGCACAAUAAUCGAUGCCAACGACUUGUACUCGGCCAUGAAGAAUUUAAGUCUUAGACCAAUCGGAGGAGUCCCACCGAUGUCUUAUACUGCGGCUUUAACCGAUAAUUUAGCCCAGCAUGUUGAAAUGGCUCCGAAUGGGCCAUUUGUGACCACAGUUCCUAUUAGAUCAGUUCCCAACGGGAAAAUGCAAGCCACUUGUAACAACUUGCCACCUCGGUCUGGAUCGACUCCCCCAACUGUUGUAACGAGCGCACCAGCGGCAUCAUUGGCAUCCAAUCCUUACCUAGCAUCCAUUCGAGUUCAAAGUAAUGGUCAAAUAAUGCAUCACCAAAUACAGCAGCCUUAUAACGGAACUGCAAAUGUUGCGGUUGCCCCAUACCAUCCAUCAGUGGUUUAUCCAUUGAUGAAUUCUGCCACGCAUUCACAAGGCAACAGGCAACAUUAUUUUCCGUCCAGCCUAGUUCACCAUCAGUUUAACAAUGCGCAUUAUGUAUCAUCGCCGUGGUCAUUGGUGACAAACGCCUCGGCAACCAAUCGUGGCACGCCUGAGAGAGAACCAGUUAACGUUGAAAUGCCGUCCAAUCGAAUAGUGGCAGCCCCUCACUCGCCUAAUCGGCUCUCGUGUUUAUACGGACCUUCACUCCCGUCACCAUUUCUUGCAGGAGAAUGUGGAGCAAUUCGACAGUCAUCAACUGUACUCCAUCGACAGUUUUCACUUCCAGCGCCAGCUCCAACGGCCACGUAUACGUUAAGACCUCGCAUACAGCAACAGCACAUGCCUGUCUCAAGUUUGCAACGUCCUACAUCAUCUUCUGUUCAGAAUCAGAGUGGCAUCUUAGCGUUUAAUUCCUCACGACAUGUGAGAACAAGACGCCAAGUUUUCCGGCCUCAUACCGGUUUCACGACCGAUCCUUCCUCUGUUAUGCAGAGUCAUUCGUCCUCACCUGUUCAGCAGUUUCCUUCACCGACGAGCUAAACAGUGUAAAGUAACAAUUUAACACCUGAUAGCUAGUAAAUAAUUCGUUUAUUCGGGUAGCCAUUCAUCCAAUUAUGUUGGACACAGUUUGGCUCACGUUAUCCCCGGAGUUUUCCUUGAAUAGUUAGGUAAAUCAAGUGAUGACCAAAACGUUUCGAAAGCUAUAUUUAUACAAUGAUAUAGUUCUCAUGGAGACCCUCUAUUAACAGUUCGUUCAAUUCCUUACCUAUGAUCAACAACACAACUCUUCUCAGUAAGUGUUGAUUGGAUUUUCCCUUGACAUUUCUUUUUUUGUUCAGAUCGUAUUGAAACGUUCUGGAACAAUGAAGCAAUUAGAGAAAGGUGAGGAUUAACGGAUAAUCGGUUAACUACCUUGAGAAAAAUCCUUUUUUUUUUUUUUUUUAGAGAAAAUGUUACUUUCACCAAGUUGUUUCGCAUUGCGUGUGGGACUUGGUCUAAAAGGCGAUAACACUUGAAAAAUAUUUCUUGUUGUGUUCAUGAAGCCUAGGGCUGCACUGAGCCAUCCCUCAAAUGAUUUCCUUUCGAAAUGGUCGUUUUCUUUUCUCUUUUAUGAAAAAUCUCUCUUAACUCAAUUGAAUAUCUUCUUAAAAAUGCGCAUGAAAAGCUUUUUAUCUAGAAAACUUUACACAUCUGCCGACACCUUCACCAUAGUGCUCACACUGGAAAACAAACAGAAACACAAAUAAAAGCAGCUAUACCCCACAAUACUCGGCCCUUCAGGACAGUUCAUGGCAAAAAAAAUAGUUGAUUUAUUUAUUAUACUUACAAUUUCAUGCUUAAACCCCAAAUUAGUCUGUACACUUUCUACCUUUGACACAUGUUGUGUGUGAGGAUACCAAGCUUUUUCGGCUCCAAAUUGUAUUCAAUUUUGUGCAGUGUUUGGUUUCAUUUUCCUCCGUUUCAAUCACCCUCUAGUCUGUCUACUCUCCUGACUCGCCAGUCACUGUUUUGUGACCGAUUUCACUGGAUAAUUCAUGCCAUUCAUUUGUUUUGUCUUUCUUAUUAUUAUUCAUUUUUUUAGUUUCUUUGUAAUUAUCUUUGAGAAAAUUGUAAGAGUUCGUGAAAAAUUUAGCAUCUGUAUUUCGUGAUUGGAUUUAUAAAACUCUGGGCACGCAUUUUUUGUAAAUUUAGA
Molecule: messenger RNA, 5034 nt
Organism: Daphnia carinata
Lineage: Eukaryota; Metazoa; Arthropoda; Branchiopoda; Diplostraca; Daphniidae
Gene: enc
Product: protein encore-like
Exons: 12
Coding region: 414-3881 (1155 amino acids)
Molecular function (GO): nucleic acid binding
Source: RefSeq, a predicted model, not a curated record